AUGAACCUGCCUUCCCCAGACGAUCAGCUGGACAUGCAUGGCCCCAGGGCCAAGCUGCCCUUUGAGCAGAUCCCUCCCCAGUCCCGCGCAGGCGUCAAGUCCUCGCAUGAAUCGGUUGAACAGGAUCGGGCCUUGAUUGGAUCCAACGGUAUCAUCACCAGUGGAGGGACCUCCUCGAACGAACCCUCAGCAACAGGGGACCUUCAGGCCUCCCUGGUCUCGCCUAGGCCCUCCUCUGUUACUUCUCUCUCGGGCCAAAAGAGACCAGACCACUGGGGAGGUGGUCCCCAAGACCCCUCUUCCUCCCCCUCCGCCUUCGGGGAGGGCGCUCUUGGAAAGGAGAAGGCACUCGAUCAAGAGGAGCAGCAGCAACACCUGCACCAGACGGACACCAACCAAUCGACGUCAUUGUGGUCUCGUUUCGCCUGGCCCUGGUCUCGAUCUGACCUUGACCAACAGCGCAGAACCAAUGGGGAUCAUCCUUCUUCUCUUCCCCAUCACACCACUUCCAACGUUACCCCCACUCCACAGAUGCACCAAAGGACAAACUCAUCAACCUCCAGCAACAGUCCCCAUGACAUUGCCCACAACCAGACCAGACCCCUGAACACCCAGGUCAACACCAACCCCCUGGGCUUUGGUACCUUUGCCGCUGCCUCCGCAACCGCCGACAGGGAUCAGCACCACCCCAAGCAGACUCGCUUCCAAAGCUUCUGCACUUCCUUCAAACGCUUCCUUGGCUUUGUCGGUCCUGGCUACAUUGUGAGUGUCGGAUACAUGGAUCCAGGCAACUGGGCGACAGAUCUGGCUGGAGGAUCCAGCUACGGAUACAUGCUGCUCUUUGUCAUUCUCAUGUCGAACCUGAUGGCCGUUGUCCUCCAGGGUCUCGCUGUCAAAUUGGGAGUUGUCUCUGGUCUGGAUUUGGCGCAGGCCUGUAGAAAGUUCACGCCCAAGUAUGUCAACUGGGUGCUGUAUGUGUUGGCGGAGCUGGCGAUUAUUGCAUGCGACUUGGCAGAAGUCAUUGGAAGUGCGAUCGCCCUCAACCUACUGUUCAAGAUCCCCCUCGCCUGGGGCGUUGUCAUCACUGCGGCGGACGUCCUGAUCAUCCUGCUUGCCUUUCGAGACGACCAGUCGGUCAAGUCGCGCAGAAUCUUUGAGGCGUUGGUCAUCAUCUUGGUCUCGUCCGUCGGCAUCUGCUUCACGGCUUUGAUUGUCUACUCGGAGCCUGUUGCCAAGGACGUGCUGAGAGGAUUCUUGCCAGAUACCAAGAUCCUGACUGAGACUGAGGCCUUGUUCUUGUCGAUCGGAAUCAUUGGAGCCACCGUCAUGCCUCACAACCUGUACCUGCAUUCGAGCAUUGUCAAGCUCAGGACCAGCCGCACGUUGACAGAGUUGGCGAGCAGCCAGGCAUCGAUGUCGUCGACCUCGGAUCUGAUGACGGUCGACCAGAGACAGGUCAUGGUCGACGAGGACAAGGGCUCGGUUUCGUUGAAGCACUCGACCAUUCGUUCAAUUCUGCGAUACACAUUCUGGGAUUCAACUGUGGCGUUGACCUUUGCGCUGUAUGUCAACUCUGCAAUUCUGAUUGUUGCCGCUGCGACGUUCAAGUACAAGUACCCCGACGUCGACAACACGGGCCUGGCGGAUUUCUUUUCGGCUUUUGAACUUCUUGGAGAAUACCUUGGUCGUGCUGCAGGAUAUCUCUUUGCGGUGGCGUUGUUGAUGGCUGGACAGUCUUCGACCUUGACGGCUACUUUGGCAGGACAGAUCAUCAUGGAGGGUUUCUUGGGUACUUCGUAUUUGAAGCCCUGGGUCCGUCGGUUGAUGACGCGUUGCUUGGCGAUCAUCCCUGCGCUCGCGAUUGUGUUGAUCAAGGGUCAGGAGGGACUGUCAAGUCUGCUGUUGGCCAGUCAGGUCGCAUUGAGUGUCCAGCUUCCUUUUGCGGUGAUCCCAUUGGUGGUCUUUACUAGUAUGGGCCGAUGCAUGACCAUCCCUGUUCAGGACAACUCGGACAAGCCUGGCGAUAUGAGCUACGGGCGCGGAUUCGGCAAGGAUAUCAAGGAGUCCUUGACCGAGGACGGCGGCAAUGCCCCCGCUUCGCCUGACGAGGAGUACCAUGUGCAGUCGAAUAAUGGAGUGGGAACUGGAGUCUUGUCGCCUUCGUCGACCAUGGUUGGAAAGCCAUUUGUUGGCACCGAUGCUGGUCAACAGCAGCAGCAGCCCCAGCUAUUGUUGCAUAACUUUGCCAAUGCUUGGUGGUUGAUAGGCAUUGCAGGACUUAUUAGUAUUGUCCUUUUGGGACUCAACUUUUACCUCCUCGUUCAGACCAUUCGUGGCGAGUAG
Molecule: messenger RNA, 2343 nt
Organism: Linnemannia hyalina
Lineage: Eukaryota; Fungi; Mortierellomycota; Mortierellomycetes; Mortierellales; Mortierellaceae
Source: the annotation of a GenBank genome assembly